Notolabrus celidotus (New Zealand spotty) is the source of this 1851-nucleotide messenger RNA. Its product is annotated as glutathione S-transferase omega-1-like. Bases 137 to 853 code for a protein of 238 amino acids. The record is from RefSeq and is a predicted model, not a curated record. Gene Ontology annotation, biological process: glutathione metabolic process. Lineage: Eukaryota; Metazoa; Chordata; Actinopteri; Labriformes; Labridae. Gene Ontology annotation, cellular component: cytoplasm. Gene Ontology annotation, molecular function: glutathione dehydrogenase (ascorbate) activity; glutathione transferase activity. The transcript is spliced from 6 exons.
ACCUGGAGGUGAUGUUCGAAUACCCGGAAGUUGAGCACACAUUGGGAUACUGAGGACGUUGUGUUCUUGUCAAGUUUUCUCCUUCUCCAUCAGAGCCGUUUUGAAACUGCAUUUAUUCGCCACCUGAAACAGAAACAUGUCAACCGAGAAGUGCUUUGCUAAAGGUAGUACCGCUCCUGGUCCGGUCCCAGAACACCAAAUCAGGCUCUACAGCAUGAGAUUCUGCCCUUUCGCUCACAGGGCCAGACUGGUGCUGACUGCCAAAGGGAUCAAGCACGACACAAUCAACAUCAACCUGAAAGACAAACCAGAGUGGUUCCUUGAGAAGAACCCCCUCGGUCUUGUCCCGACACUGGAGACCCCUGCUGGUGAAGUCAUAUACGAAUCUCCCAUCACUUGUGAGUACCUGGAUGAAGUUUACCCCAAGAAGCUGCUCCCUUCCUCUCCUUAUGGAAAAGCUCAACAAAAGAUGAUGCUGGAGCAUUUCUCCAAGGUGACUCCAUACUUCUUCAAGAUCCCAACAGGGAGAAUGAAGGGUGAUGAUGUUUCAGGGCUGGUCGCUGAACUGAAGGAGAAGUUGGCCAAUUUGAAUGAGGACCUUGUCAACAAGAAGACCAUGUUCUUCGGUGGAGAUUCCAUCACGAUGAUCGACUACAUGAUGUGGCCGUGGUUCGAGAGGCUUGAGAGCUUUGGGCUGGAGGCGUGCCUUGACGGCACACCUGAGCUGAAGAAGUGGACUGAGCGCAUGAUGGAGGAUCCAGCUGUUAAAGCCUCCUCCCACAGCGCGGACACCUACAAGGCCUUCUACAAGAGCUACGGGGAGGGGAAACCCAACUACGACCUGGGCCUGUAGAAGUAACCUCAACCAUGAGCAAUCCGUGUUUGUUUUAUCCAUGUGUUUUGUCAUUUUUCAAUCAGACAAGUGUACUAAAGAGCAAAGCUUGACAUGCCAGGCUUUAUUAGAAUUCGCUGUAAAACCAAAAACACUGGCCAGAGAUCAUGGGUACUGACAGUGGUUAUCUUUGUUGAUUAGGGUUUCUUCAUCAGGCUUUGUGUGUGCUUCCAUAAAAACGAGACGUUUGAGUCUUUCUCUGUCUAAACUGUAAUGAUAGCACAUCGUCUACCUCAGUCAAGGUAUUUAUAACAUGACAACCGCAUCACUGUAGAGCUCUUAAACUUAUAACUUCAUACAGCUUUUUUAGCAUUGUGUUUAUUUCUAUCCUUAAUAAAGGAGACAUGAAAAUCACUUAAAAGCAAAUAAAUUUUACUGAUUGAACAUCCAUUCUUUAAUUAGCUCUGAAUAGCUGCACGUUCCCAUUCAUCACAGUGUAAUCAAUAUAGUUGUAACCUCUGUAGCUGAAAGCUCUUGGUGUGUUGCAUUACUACUGUAUGUAUGCUCAGAAUCAAUAUCAGUCAUAGAAACUGUUGUCAGAUAAAGAAUAAGAAACACCAGAAUUUUUUAUAGGCAAUGAAUCCUACUCCAAUCAUAACUUCUCACAGUGCAACAACAUGUUAUAAAGGUGUGUGUAAAAUAGCAUAAUACUGAUGAUCACCUUUGUGACACUGAGAACUCUGGCAUCACACCUCUAACUAACAAGCCACUAACCCAUUGAUUUCCCCUGUCGUACAGCCUGCUGGAGUUAUGUGUUAACAAAAUAUAAAAAAAUAUUCAGAAAAACACUACAAUGAGGAAACAUAGUUUUUAUUGGACAUCCAAAACAUAGAUACAACUUGCUUUAUUUUGAAUCAUCCAUUCCAACGCUUGGCACUUCUUUUGAUAGGUACUGUAAAUGUCUUGUCUGUCACGAUCUGAGUUUUCUGUCUGUCUUCCAAUAAACAAACAAAAACACA